Messenger RNA from Tetranychus urticae (two-spotted spider mite), 1633 nucleotides. RefSeq lists its product as uncharacterized. The record is from RefSeq and is a predicted model, not a curated record. NCBI's taxonomy places the organism in Eukaryota, Metazoa, Arthropoda, Arachnida, Trombidiformes, Tetranychidae. Gene Ontology annotation, molecular function: protein dimerization activity; RNA polymerase II transcription regulatory region sequence-specific DNA binding; DNA-binding transcription factor activity, RNA polymerase II-specific. Gene Ontology annotation, biological process: regulation of transcription by RNA polymerase II; developmental process.
AUCAUGUAAAGUUUGGUGAAACUGAAAGCUUCAAGUUUACAAGAUAAGCCAAGCUAUUUGAACACAAUUGUGUUAAGGAGGAGCAACAAAAACAGAUAAAGUUACUUUGUUAUUUCAAUAUUAUUAUAGGGUAAAGAGGCGGACACAGAUUCUCAUGAUAAUAAUAAUGAUAUUAUCAUAAUGUAAUAUUGUUACUUUGGUAACACAGAAUUAACUAGACGCGUGUUUGCAAAGUAACCAAAAUGUAAGGCCUUUCCAUGUUCCUCUCCUUCUCGUUGUGUUUUUUCUUCUUGUUGCUGCUCCAACAAUCGUUGUUAUUAACCUUAAGGCUACGACUUUUUUACGCAUUUUUAUUUUUACCUUUUACCAGUUAACAUCAUUUUAACUUGUCAAAUGAUCCUCAUCACUUUGCUUUUACCUUUUUCUUGUUUCUUUUUCGUUGUUUUUGCUACUUGAUAAUAUUAAAUAAUCAUUAACGUUGUACUUUUAUACACCACCAUCAUCAUCAUUUGAAUUUACGUAAAUUCAUUUGCUUUUUGUUUUCAUCUUUUCUCUUCUUCUUCUUCUUCUUUCUUGUCCUUCAUUUUCAUUUUGUUUUUGCUCGAUCCAACACAUUGCAACAGUCAAAUAUCCAAAGCGUGCCAUUAAGUUAACCAAAAUGAUGAAAGAUAUUAAGCCUGAUUUAACAUCAGCAUCAGCAUCAAAUUAUCAAACAUGGACUCCAUCGAUAGCGCAACAUUUGAUUACUGGAGAUUCAACGAUUACAUCAACAAGUUAUGAUGAAAAUUGUAGCCAAGGAAUUGAUUAUAGUUAUGAACAGUUUCCAAACAGUUUGAUCACCUCACAGCCUCUUUCAUCGCCAACAGUUAAUUCGCCAUCAUCUUCGUCAUCUUCCUCUUCAUCUUCACUUUCAUCUUUAAUUUCAGUAUCCACAACGACUUGCCAUUAUUCAAGUGAUUCAACAACAACAACAAUUAACCAAGUUAGACUCGAUCCGAGUAAAACAGAUUCAACAACUGCAUCUGAAGGAAUCAAGAAAAGGAAAACUGGAAAAUCUAGCUACAAACAUAUUCCUCAUCGUGAAAAACCUCCCCACCUUGUAGCUCGUCGUAAUGCUCGGGAACGACGUCGGGUCCAAGCGGUCAACAGUGCUUUUGCAACCCUAAGGAAACAUGUUAAUGAACCAAAUCGUAACAAGAGAUUAUCAAAGGUGAAAACUUUACAGAAAGCCAUUGAAUAUAUUGCUUACUUACAAGGUUUGCUCAGUGAAGGUGAUAAUCUUACAAUGAAUGUUAAUACAAAUGUUACUGCCAAUCAACAUUACCAACAAUCUGAUAAUAAUAAUUCAAUGAUGCAACUUUUAUCACCUGGAUCCAUCGUAAAUGGAGUCAAUACUGUUAACAAUAAUAAUAAUAAUGAAAUUAAUAGUGGCCAUUCCAUGGAAUCAACAGUUGAAAUUAAAUUAAUAAAUGGACAAUCAUUAACGUCUUCGCUUACAUCAGCAUCAAAUGAGACUUAUAUUAAUCCAGUCUAUUGUACUUCGCCAAAGGAAAUAUUGAUCUGUGAAAAUAUUAACAAGGAAAAUAUCGUCGACACAAAAUGGAUCCGAAAUGAUAAUGUAAGUUUAACCUAA